Messenger RNA from Recurvomyces mirabilis, 957 nucleotides. RefSeq lists its product as uncharacterized. The record is from RefSeq and is a predicted model, not a curated record. Bases 1 to 957 code for a protein of 318 amino acids. NCBI's taxonomy places the organism in Eukaryota, Fungi, Ascomycota, Dothideomycetes, Mycosphaerellales, Teratosphaeriaceae. The transcript has a single exon.
AUGGCACAGACUAGGAUAGCAAUCAUUGGCGUCACUGGUCACCUAGGCAGUCUGAUAGCAAAGCACAUCCUCAACCGCUCCUCAACCUCAAUCGUCCAUGGCAUCUGCCGCACACCCUCCAAGCUCUCCACCACUUUGACCUCAAACCCACGCUUCAAAACCCAUCAAACAGACCUCACCCCCAGCCCCAAACUCCCCGAAGCCCUCCAAGGCGCCAACAUCGCCAUCUUCGCCACUUUGGCCGACAACGACACCAUGGUACAAGGCCAGAAGACCCUCAUAGACCUCUGCAUCGAGCUCGGUGUUCCGCGCUUCAUGACCGGAGACUGGUCAAUGGACUACCGCAAACUAGCCUACGGCGAUCAUCCGGCCAAAGAUCCAAUGAAAGAAGUCGCUGCUUACGCCCAAGCGAAGGAGAAAGAAAGCAACGGGGCUUUCAAGCACGUCUCCGUCCUCAAUGCCUGCUUUAUGGAAGUGCCAUGGCGCGGCAUCUAUAAUCCUGGAGACAAGUCGCUGCAGUACUGGGGCUCUGGGAUUGAGAAGUGGGAACUCACGACUCACGACGACGCUGCUCAAUUUAGCGCGGCGAUCGCUCUCGAUACUGGAACCUCUGGCUAUCAUGCCGUGCGAGGCGACAAAGUGAAUAUCCACGACAUGGCGUCCGCUUUCGAGACGGCUUUCGGUUUCAAGCCUGAACUAAAGUGCAAUGGGUCGUUGAAUGAGAUGUUCAAGACUAUGCACGCGAUCAAGGACUCCUCGCCACAAAAUCCCUGGUCGUGGAUCCCGAUGUUCUAUGCUUACUACAGUGUCAAUGGACAGACUACUUUGGAGGAGCCGUUGAGUAAUGAACUGUAUCCUGAUGUCAAGACCACGAGUUUAGUGGAGUAUUUGAGGGCUGUUGGUACUCCGGAAAAGCUGGGUAUGGCUUACGAUGAGGCUGUGGCGGAGCAAGGGUGA